This is a messenger RNA of Lactuca virosa, 564 nucleotides long. Lineage: Eukaryota; Viridiplantae; Streptophyta; Magnoliopsida; Asterales; Asteraceae. The record is from the annotation of a GenBank genome assembly.
AUGUUCUGGCUUGAUGCGUGGAAGGGAGAUGGGAUUUUGAAAGAUAGAUAUCCCCAGUUGUAUGACCUUGACACUGACAAGAGGUGUACAGUUAUGCAGAAAAUUAAUGGAAACUCUAUCUUGUGGAGAUCAUGUCCGUUAGCAAGGGGACUAGAAAGCGAUUUAGGGUCACUAUACAACGAUAUUUCCCACACAAGACUCACGUCCGGAGUCGAUCAACUGCAUUGCCAUCUUAUGGCAGAUGGAACUUACACGGUGGAGUGCCUUAGAAACAUGAUUGACCACAAUCCACUUCCAUUGUCCUGUCCACUUGUUAGAUGGUGUAAAGAAGCUCCAAUAAAAGUCAUAUGCUUCAUUUGGAGGGCAGCUCAAGGGCAUAUCCCCUCAGCUAUGUCACUUGCUCAUCGUGGUGUUAGUCUUAGUGAGACCAUGUGUGGUUCGUGUGUGGGUGUAGAUGAAUCAGUAUACCAUAUGCUAGUAUCUUGUCAUUUUGCACAACAUAUACGAAAUAUAAUCUUCAAGUGGUGUGGAGUUGGACCAACCCAAAUUAAUACUGUUCACUAA